CCGGGAACCAACGACAGACCAGCAGCAUCCUUCCAUCGUUUGCUUCUACUUUUCUUUUCUUUGUAUUUUACUUUCUCACCUCGCAUAGGCAGGGGCAGUGAGCGCCCCAUGCCGCUGUCUUGAUGACGCGCCCGUCGCCCACGGCGCAUCUUCGCCGAAUUCUGCAAGUCUUGAUUCCCCUGUCAAUCCUCUCGACCCUGUAUCUCUACCUCUACCCCGUCUUCAGCAUCUGCGCAUUCCCGCUUCCGCCCGACCAGAAGAGUGCCGGCACCUCCGCCGACGCAGGGCGUGCGGCCUUCGUCGAGACGGCCAAGGUGCAUUGGCAUUCCCUUGCGGGCACCGCUGGGAUCCCGAACUCGACCGUCUUUGUCCCCUCUCGACCCAUCGCUCCUUUCCGCCUUCUCGCCCUCGGCGACCCGCAACUUGAAGGCGACACAUCGAUACCCACCGAUUACCUCGGCGUCUUCCCACAUCUCAAGAGCCUAGCUAGCCAUGUGACGUUUCAAUCGAGCCAUUCCUCGCUGCGACAGCGCGUCCGACAGAGCAUCCAUGACCUCGUCGACAUCUUCGUUGAGGAUACCUUUGAUGCGCUCGAGUCCCUGCGCAAGCGCAUCGACCUCUUUGGCAACGACUUCUACCUCGCUCACAUCUACCGCACCGUACAUUGGUGGACGCGCCCGACCCACGUCACUGUGCUCGGCGACUUGGUCGGAAGCCAGUGGCUGGACGACAACGAGUUCUACCGCCGUGCCGACCGAUACUGGAACCGCGUUUUCCGCGGCACCGAGCGUGUGCCGGACAAUCUGGCUGCCUACCCGGCCGAAGAAUAUGAUCUGGCCGGACAUUUAGGGGGCGGCCCGUUCAACGAGUCGACUGCUUGGACCCGUCGCAUCAUCAACGUGGCGGGGAACCACGACAUUGGCUAUGCCGGGGACAUCAACGAGGAGAGGGCCGAGAGAUUCGAGCGCGCCUUCGGCAAGCUCAACUACGAGCUGCGCUUCGAGCUGCCUCUGACCGACGCCUCGCUCGCCGAGACCGUCUUCGACGCCGAUCCCAAGUCGAACCGCCUGGUCCCAGAGCUCCGCGUCGUCGUGCUCAACGACAUGAACCUCGACACGCCCGCCCUCUCCACCAAGCUGCAGGACGACACCUACUCCUUCAUCAACAACGUCAUCAACACGGCCGCCGCCGUCGAGUUCCAGGGCCACUUCACCGUCAUCCUCACCCACGUCCCGCUGUACAAGCCCGAGGGCGUCUGCGUCGAUGACCCCUUCUUCUCAUUCCACGAGCACGACGGCAGCCUCCGCGAGCAGAACCAGCUGAGCGCCGCUGCCAGCAAGGGCUUCCUCGAGGGCAUCUUGGGCAUGUCGGGCAACGUCCACGCCGCGGGCCGCGGCCGCGGCAGGCGGGGCAUCAUCCUCAACGGACACGACCACGAAGGGUGCGACACGUGGCACUACGUCAACCAGUCGAUCACCGAACCAGAGGACAGGCAGUGGGAGGUGAAGCGGUGGCGCCAGGCCGCGUCCUCCGGCAUCGUCGGCCGUGACGAGCUGCCCGGCGUCAGAGAGGUGACGGUCCGGAGCAUGAUGGGCGACUUUGGGGGCAACGCGGGCCUGUUGAGUGUCUGGUUUGACGAGGCCAGCUGGGAAUGGAAGGCCGAGUACGCGACCUGCCCGCUCGGGAGGCAGCACUUUUGGUGGCUGGUGCACAUUUUGGAUUUGGCUGUCGUGGUGGGCGUCUUGCUGCUUGCCGUCUCGACGCUGCUGUCGGCUUUUGGAUUGGAUGUGGAUGGUACUUUGGAGAAGUGUGUGGCGCGGCUGUGUACGCCGCAGAGGAAGAUUCCUGACCCCGACACGCUUGUCAAAGGAGGCGAGGUGGUAAAAAGCGAUGGCCUGGGGUGACAACAGGAACGUGCGAGGCCUCUGUAUUGCUGUACUAAUAUGUACAUUACCUUGCAAUUAGACGGGCACCAUCGUUUCUGUUACAUUGUCUUUCCAUGUAUUAGGUCCAGGGGUAUGGAGAGUGAGGUUGUCAUUAAUAUCGGUCAGGAUCCAUGGAGGGCCCAACGGCCCCGGAUAUCCAUGAUCAAUGCUGAAAAACAAAAGCAAACGCAAGUACAGGAAGGGCCAACAUCCGUUGAAGGAUUGAAGCUAGAAGAGAGGAACAGAUGGAAGAGUUAAGUUAUGUUGAAAUCAACAUGAAAGAACCAAGGAAACCGCCUUGAAUCAAGAACCGC
Molecule: messenger RNA, 2239 nt
Organism: Parathielavia appendiculata
Lineage: Eukaryota; Fungi; Ascomycota; Sordariomycetes; Sordariales; Chaetomiaceae
Exons: 1
Coding region: 123-1904 (593 amino acids)
Biological process (GO): GPI anchor biosynthetic process
Cellular component (GO): endoplasmic reticulum
Source: RefSeq, a predicted model, not a curated record